UUGUGGCACCUCCCAUGACAGCAUCUCUCCUGGUGGUAGCACCUCCCUUAACGCCAUCUCCCAAGCUGGUAGCAUCUACCACACUGGCACAUCCCAUGGUGGUGUCAUCUCCCAGAAAAGUGACAUCUUCCAUGGUGGUGGCAUCUCCCAUGGUGGUGGCAUCUCCCAGAAAAGUGACAUCUUCCACGGCGGUGACAUCUCCCAUGGUGGUGGCAUCUCCCACAGUGGUGGCAUCUCCCACAGCCAUGUUGUCACCCAAACCAGCAGUGUGUCCCAUGAUGGCAACUCUCACAGUGGCAUCUGCCAUGGUGGCAACUCCCACGGUGGUGGUGGCAUCUCCCACGGUGGCGGCGUGUCCCACAGGCGCGGUGUCACCCAAACCAGUGGCAUCUCCCACAAUGGCACCUCCCACAGUGGUGGCACCUCCCAAACCGUCCCCUCCCGCCGCGGUGCCAUCUCCACCAGCUUCCUCCUCCGCCUCUCCCACCACCCUCGGUGGCCUCCCCACCUCCUCCUCCUCCUCCUCCUCCUCCUCCUCCACCCACCCCCAACGCAGGGGGCCACCUUCAAGGUGGGGGUGAUGGGUCCUUGGACCUGUGACCCCCUCCUGGCCCGGGCUUUGCCCGAGGUGGCCUCUCGCUUGGCUGUGGCCCGUCUUAACCGUGACCCAACCUUCAACAAAGGCUACUGGUGGGACGCGGUGGUGUUGGCCGAGGCGUGCCAGACCCCCCAGGCUGUGACGGGGCUGCUCAAUGCCGAGCGUUACGCCACCGGUCUGGUGGGACCCCUCAAUCCGGCCACUUGUGGGGCUGCCGGGCUCCUGGCGACCGCCUGGAACAAGCCCUUGGUCUCCUGGGCUUGCUUGGGUGACGUCGAUGGGUUGGACACCUUGGUCAUCCCCAUGCCGGAACCCGCCGGGGUGCUCCACGCCGUCCUCCGCUUUUUCCGUUGGGCCCACGUGGCCGUCCUCUCCGCCCCACAGGACCUUUGGCGCGAGGUGGCCCAGGGUUUGGCCCAGGACCUCCGGGCUCGGGGGCUGCCCGUCACCAUCGUCACCGCUGCCGGGACCCAGGAGGACGAGGCCCGCGAGGCUCUGAGGAGGGUGCAGAGGGCUGACAGCAUUAGAGGGAUGGAUGCCACCUUCAUCCUCCUCAUGUUUGUCCUCAUCGCCGCCCUCAUCGCGGCAGGGGCUGCCCUCGCCUGCUUCAUCAGGCGCCGCAUCCAGCAGGCCCAGCUGAUGAAGGGGCCCAAUAAGAUCAUCCUCACCAUGGAGGACCUGACCUUCAUCAACACCCAGAGCAGCAAGCAGGGUGACUGGGUCUGGCUGAAGAAGUUCCCUGGAGACCAGCACAGUGAGGUGAAACCAGCCACCAAACUGGCCUUCUGCAAGCUGCGUGACCUGCGCCAUGAGAACGUCAACCUCUUCCUGGGCUUCUUCCACGACUGCGGCAUCUUCGCCAUCGUCUCGGAGCAUUGCUCCCGCGGCAGCCUCGAGGACCUGCUCCGUAACGAGGACAUGAAGCUCGACUGGAUGUUCAAGUCCUCCCUCCUCAUCGACCUCAUCAAGGGCGUGCGGUACCUGCACCACCGCGACGUGGUCCACGGGCGCCUCAAGUCCCGGAACUGCGUGGUGGACGGGCGCUUCGUGCUGAAGGUCACCGACCACGGCUACAACGAGCUGCUGGAGGCCCAGCGGUUGCCCGCCCCCACCCCCCAGCCACAGGGUGAGGGUGGGCCCCCCCCGGUGACGUGGGUGUCCCCAGAGAUCAUCGAGAAGGUGCGGCGGCCCCCCCCGCUGUGCCGCCCGGCGGUUUCGGCCGACCAGGCGCCGUUGGAAUGCAUCCACCUGAUGAAGCAGUGCUGGAGCGAGCAGCCCGAGAAGCGACCCACCAUCGACCAGAUCUUCGACCAGUUCAAGAGCAUCAACAAGGGCCGGAAGACCAACAUCAUUGACUCCAUGCUGCGCAUGCUCGAGCAGUAUUCCAGCAACCUGGAAGACCUCAUCCGGGAGCGCACCGAGGAGCUGGAGAUCGAGAAGCAGAAGACGGACAAGCUCCUCACCCAGAUGUUGCCCCCGUCAGUGGCCGAGGCUCUGAAGAUGGGCACCCCCGUGGAACCCGAGUACUUUGAGGAGGUGACGCUCUACUUCAGCGACAUCGUGGGCUUCACCACCAUCUCGGCCAUGAGCGAGCCCAUCGAGGUGGUCGACCUCCUCAAUGACCUUUACACCCUCUUUGACGCCAUCAUCGGCUCUCAUGAUGUCUACAAGGUGGAGACCAUUGGGGAUGCCUACAUGGUGGCCUCGGGGCUGCCCAAGCGCAACGGGAACCGCCACGCCGGCGAGAUCGCCAACAUGUCGCUGGACAUCCUCAGCUCCGUCGGCACCUUCAAGAUGCGCCACAUGCCCGAGGUGCCCGUCCGCAUCCGCAUUGGCCUCCACUCUGGCCCCUGCGUGGCCGGCGUCGUGGGGCUUACCAUGCCGCGCUACUGCCUCUUUGGGGACACCGUCAACACAGCGUCACGCAUGGAGUCCACCGGCCUGCGUGAGGCCAGCAACCACGGCAUCAGCCUGGACGAGAUCCCGGCCGAGCGGAGGAAGAAGCUGGAGAAGGCCCGGCCGGGGCAGGUGCUCAAAUAG
Molecule: messenger RNA, 2638 nt
Organism: Haliaeetus leucocephalus (bald eagle)
Lineage: Eukaryota; Metazoa; Chordata; Aves; Accipitriformes; Accipitridae
Product: guanylyl cyclase GC-E-like
Exons: 12
Biological process (GO): intracellular signal transduction; receptor guanylyl cyclase signaling pathway; cGMP biosynthetic process
Molecular function (GO): guanylate cyclase activity; protein kinase activity; peptide receptor activity
Source: RefSeq, a predicted model, not a curated record